Messenger RNA from Cynoglossus semilaevis (tongue sole), 2027 nucleotides. Its product is annotated as galectin-3. Gene Ontology annotation, molecular function: IgE binding; laminin binding; disaccharide binding. Gene Ontology annotation, cellular component: immunological synapse; cytoplasm; nucleus. Lineage: Eukaryota; Metazoa; Chordata; Actinopteri; Pleuronectiformes; Cynoglossidae. The record is from RefSeq and is a predicted model, not a curated record. Gene Ontology annotation, biological process: neutrophil chemotaxis; positive chemotaxis; macrophage chemotaxis. The transcript has 5 exons. The coding region runs from base 145 to 1374 and encodes 409 amino acids.
AGCGACGCCACAGCCCCAAGCCUCUACUGUCUGACUCUGAGGACCAACCACAACAAGAGACAGCAUGGAUGUAAGUACUGCACCAAACCCUCAGAUCUCUGCCCUGGUAAGAUUUAUGUCCAUUUGUCUUUUAUCUAAAUUCAGAUGUUUAAAUCUUUGCUUGUGUCAAACGGCCUUGUUUGCAACUGCAAGUUGGUUUCUUCCAUCCUUUCCACCCUCUCUCUGCCACGAAUUUCUAUCCUUGCCCCUGACCCUUCUAUGACUCCUUCCACUCCAUCUCCUCCUCCGUCUCCUUCUCCUUCUCCUUCCCCCCAGCACGUCGACCCUCUCUGUGGCAGCUGCCCGUCCCCUGGCUCUGCCCCACAGAAUAACUGCCUCUGGCCCAGCCAGACUCCAUCUGCAGCUUCAUUCCCUGGAUGGCCAGGACAGCCCACCCAGCCUACGCCAUGCUGGACCGGACAACCAAACUCAGCCUGCUGGCCUGGAACUCAACCAACUGCAGUCUCUGUCUCUGCACCGGUUUCAUUUCCAGCACCGGUACAGACUUUGUCACCAGCUCCUGCACCCGCCACUUUCAUCACUCCAGCUCCAGUUCCAGUCCCAGUUCCUGCUCCGGUUCCAGUGCCUUCCACAGUACCUGCUACAGUUCCAGUUCUUGCUCCAGGAUCAAUGCAGUCCUGCCAGCCUUGCUGGCCAGGCACCCAAUACCAACCGGCACCGACCCCGGCUCCACUUCAAACUCAGACCCCUGCUCAAGUCCAGGUUCCUGCAACAGUUCUAGUCCCUACUCCUACUACUACAUCUGUUCCCGCUGCUUCUGGCACCAUCCAACCACAUUUACCAGGAUGGCCGUCUCACAUUGGUUGGACAGGUUGGCCUGGACAGCCAGGAUGGCCUGGACAGAAUUCUUCAAUGAUGCCUUCUCACUGGCUGCCACCCACAUCUGGACCCCUGAGUGUUCCAUACAACUUGAACCUGUCCCGUGGGGUGUAUGACAAGAUGAUGAUGACCAUCUUGGGCCAUGUGAAGCCAAAUGCCAAAAUGUUCACCGUCAACUUCCUGAGAGGCAACGACAUCGCCUUUCACAUUAACCCUCGCUUCAAUGAAGGGGGGAAACAGGUCGUGGUCCGUAACCACAAACUGGGCGAGCGAUGGGGGUCAGAAGAGAGGGAAAUGAAGGGACCGUUCCCCUUUGCCCUGGGCAGUCCAUUUGAGAUGAAGAUCCUGUGCACACAGGAGUCGUUCAGAGUGGCAGUGAACAACAUCCCGCUGUUUGAGUUCCGACACCGCGUCAGAGAACUCAACCGGAUUGACAGGAUCAACAUUCUGCACGACGUCGUCCUCACAUAUGUCAACGUGGAGACACUUCCUUAGAGAGCACACUGUCACUCAUCCAUUACAUACAGCACCAGGCACCAAGGACAGACAGCUGUGUACCAGUGUUUUGAAUGUGCAGCACAUAAAGAGUGACAUGUGCUAAAAACCUGCUAUUAAUACUGUACUGCAGAGUGACUACAGCUUUGCAGGCUUAUAUCAAGAUGCAAAGUGUUAAUACAUAUAAAUAUCAUUUUCAGAAAUUGUUACACCUUCUAGAAUACAUAAAGACUACAGUUUGUAUCUUCAUUUUUAAUUAUCUUUUUUUUUACAAUAUUAAAAAAACUUGGGAAAACUUAAGCAGUGGUUCCUAACCACUGAGUCACUGCACAUUAGUGGACAAUGACAGGCACCACCACGUACAUACACACGACCUUAUAACCUUGCAAACCUUAAUGUUUUUUUUUUAAAUAAUUAAAAAAGGUGUAACAUAUUUUUCUGAGAAAUAUAUUUACCUUAGUUAUUCACCUUAGUUAUUAUAAUCACAUGCCACAAGAGGCUGCACAACUAACCACUUCUUCCUUGUUCAGCUUUGAAUUAUAAUGACGCUACUGCUGUUUUGCAGAUUUUUAACAGUGGCUAAAAUAUAUUUAAUGUAGUUAGUGGAGAAUUCAGGGGAGAAAUAAAAGUCUUAAAAUGUAAUAAGUUUAUUA